AAAAAGGGCGGACCUUGAACGAUUUGGAGAGUGGGGAAAGGUUGACGGAAUCGGUUAAGUGUAUUGUCGACCGAAGCCAUCUUGACCGAGAAGCACAUCUCCGGAAAGGUCAUUUUGCACCCAAGAUGGUGAAGAUUUUCGUUGGAAACCUUCCGCCUCAGGCGGAAACGGAUGAGAUCCAGGCCCUCUUUGCUAAGUAUGGUACUGUCACUGAAUGUGCCAUCAUCAAGAACUUCGCGUUUGUUCACAUGGAGGACCGCAAGAGUGCAACCAAAGCCAUAAAAAACUUGCAUUUAUACAAGUUGCAUGGUGUGCCCAUAAAUGUUGAGGCUAGCCAUGGAAAGAACCAGGGCCCAAUUAAAUUGCAUGUGGCUAAUGUCGAGAAGGGUUCUGCCGAUACAUUGCGGGCACUGUUUGAAGAAUACGGCACCGUAUCGGAGUGUUCCGUCGUCAAAAACUUCGCUUUUGUUCAUAUGCCCAAUUCAGAGGAGGCUAUGGACGCAAUGAAGGGCUUGGCGAAUGCUGAGUUCCAAGGCAAGAGGAUUCAUGUUCAGAUCUCAAAGAGCCGCCCCAGGGGCGGUGAUGAGGAGUUCCAACAUGGCCCCCCGCCCCCAGAAAGAGCAGGUUAUUGGGGACCUCGUUUCCCUGGUGACCGCCCCGAACCCGGCCCGCCUGGUUAUCCCAGGGGCCGGUUUGGCCCCCCAGUGUCCCAUGGCUAUCCCCCUGCCCCACCUCCUCCCCCUCCUCCUCCCCCCAGGCGUGCCCCUUACCCUGAUCGCACUCCUUCGUACGAGCGCGACGGCUAUGGGGUAGUCGACUACUAUGAAAAGUACCGCGCCCGGCCGUACGGCAUCACGUCCUACGAUGACCGGCGUGUCAGCUCUGUGCCCCCUCCCCCGCCACCCCCCUCAUCAGCCCUGAUGAGAGAGCGCCUGGGCGCCAGCACACUCGACCCAUACGAGCGUCGCCCCCUUCCUCCUCCGCCGUCCGCUUACUACGCUGCCCGUGACCGCAGCCCCAUCCGACGGGCACCACCCCCCUCAUCUGCCCCGACAGGCAACGGCUAUUCAUACGAGCGCUCCCGACUCUCACCGCUGUCCAUGUCCCGGAGCGCGUACGGAAUGCCCCGAACCCGGGACCCCUACGCAGACAGGGUGCCGCCCCCACCUCCGGCGCGCUACUCAUACUAAAGAUAACAGCCAGCGCCACACGUGUGCUCAAGGUUUAAAUUAUUCGACAAGGUCGUCGUCGUCUCCUGAUGCACACGGCGCAUAACGCAUCCCUACGUCUGGCGACGUGCGUUCCGUUCGGCGACGACUCAUAGUGGAAGAGUUUGUAAUGCGGACCUCCCGUCCUUUAAACACACGCUUUUAGUCUCGUCACGUUUCCCGUCUUCUGGCAAAAACUUGUAAAGUUUGCAUAUAUUUUUUUUUUUUGUUCUGCCUGCUUGUCCUUAAUAGAUUACCUUUACUUGUUUGAAUCUGAGAUGCCGCAAGACAGGUUGAAUCCUUAUAACAUAAAAUGUAAACUGGAUGUCGCUCAAGCCGAGAGCGUUUUCAUUGUGCAGCAUUGAGAUUCAGUAUCUUAACUGUGUGAGCUGAAACUGAACGAUUUCAGUUAAAUUGAAGGAAAAUUAACAUUCUUUUAAUGUAAUGGGCUAUAUGGUUUUAAUUUGGUACAUCCGAGGUUGUAUAUUCGUUUAAAAUAAAUUACACUUUUGUUUUAUCACAAUUCAUUUUGUCAGUCUAUUGCAUAUGGCUAACAUUAUAGUCUGGUUAAGAAAAAUGCUAAAUAGGCCUUUGGAUUUUUGUUAAAGCAGUAAAACAGUACACUAUGAAUUGACUGAUGUGUUAGUGUGACUCCGAUAGACCCUUAGUAACCUAAAAGUAGUGAAAUGUACGUACUUCCCUUUACAGAAGUUUGACCAAGGUAUUUUUAAAUAAACUGACUUGAAAUGCUGCGUCGUUUGCAAUUUGUUGAGAGUCCCAUUAUUGCAUAAUGUCUGCUAAUGAACCUUGAUCUUGCCCUCCAUGUAUAAAUGGAAGGUAGUCGAGUAGCUCCACACCCUGCUUGCACAAACGUGUGGCUCUUAAGCGAACGCAAUGCUCACUCUAACUAUUCGCACUCUGCUUGUCGCCUGUUUUAGGCCAUUAAAUGCGACGUCAGCCAGAGCGUCCCUUUUUAUCUUGGCUCGCUAAACUUUCUUCCAGCCAUCCUCAGUUGGGACGUGUUAAGACAUGCCUUUACCCACCAAUUAAUCUAGACACGGAACACUUGUAGAGAAAACGAAACAGUAGGUCAGGAUUUCCUUUUCUAAGGUGGAAAGGGUCCAUUUGAUUAAGUUUAAUGGACUUGACUAUUAACAGGUAAGUUGGGUAAGCCAUAAUUUACAUAUGCACUGAAUAUAGUUUAUAUUUGAAUGUGCCCAGGUAAAGUUCACAAUGCAUGUGCCCUCAUAAGAAGGUCUCAUUCAUACAACUGCUUGUGUGUGUGUUUUGUUUUGCCCUGCCCCUUAGUCAUCUUGAGAGGGUUGAAGUCUGACUUUCUGUGGAAAAAAAAAAAAAAACACCUGGAAAAUUUAGCAGAAUUACCAUAUGAAGUAAUAUUUGUUGUCUGGCCUAGUUCCAGAUAUUUUAUUAGUGAUGGGGGAAGUUAUUCACAUAUGCCUUCAAAUCUUGAAUUUGUACAUAUCCAAUAAAGCCAAAAGAACAACAUAA
Messenger RNA from Clupea harengus (Atlantic herring), 2717 nucleotides. RefSeq names its product RNA binding motif protein 4.3 (gene rbm4.3). NCBI's taxonomy places the organism in Eukaryota, Metazoa, Chordata, Actinopteri, Clupeiformes, Clupeidae. The record is from RefSeq and is a predicted model, not a curated record. Gene Ontology annotation, molecular function: RNA binding.